CGCUACCAGCUCUCCCGCGCGGGAUGAUGCUUCUGGCGCUAGGCGGGAAGAGGACGGUGCCGUGGGCGGUCGCCGCGCUCCGAGGCCCCAGGGCCGCCUGCUCGCGUGCGGCCUCCUGCGGGGGCCCCGCUGGGCCGCCGGGCAGCGGAAGCGCGGGGUGGUGGAGAGUCGCGCCGCUUCUCUCGCGUCGCGCGCGGUCGCAGAUACCUGUUUCUUGGGAAAGAUGUGUUCAAUGCGUACAUACACAACUUGAGAAAUCAGAAGAUGGAAGGCUAAUUUACACUGGGAAUCUGGCCCGAACAGUAUUUGGUGUGAAAUGUUUCUCUUACUCUACCAGUUUGAUCAGCCUUGCAUUUCUACCAUACAUCUUUGCACAAAAUAAUAUUAUAUUUGGAAGUCUGCCUUUGCAAAUCUUAUUCUAUGGCAUCAUAGGAAGCUUUACGGUGAUUACUCCAGCACUGCUCCACUUUGUUACAAAAGGCUAUGUUAUUCGGCUGUACCAUGAGGCCACAACGGACACUUACAAAGCCAUUACUUAUAAUAUUGUGCUUUCAGAAACGAGUACUGUGUUUCACCAGAAUGAUGUGAAGAUUCCAGACAGCACACAUGUGUUUACCACAUUUUAUGCUAAAACAAAAUCACUAUUAGUUAACCCAGUGCUCUUUCCAAACCCUGAAGACUAUAACCAUUUAAUGGGUUAUGACAAACCAUUUACCUUUGAUAUGGAAGAAUCUAGUGAAAACAAACAGUCUAAAGAUGAGAAAUGAGUCUAUUUUUAUGUUUGUGCUUAAAUGUGAUUUAUGUUCCAAUGUAUAAUAAAGUUGCCUUUCCCUUUGUUUUCUGAUAGUGACUGAUUGUUAAAAAUGAUUUGAAAUUGUAUAAAAUAGAGCUUUCAAUUCUCAGAGAAGUAUAUACCUUUAAAACAAGUUAUAUUUGAAAAACAAAGGUGAGGGCCUCCCAGGUGGCGCAGCGGCUGAGCCCUGGGUUGCGAAGCUGCCCGCAGCCUCUGCAGUGCCGGUUUGAUUCCCGGCUACUGGCGCUGGUCCCACAUGGCGCGCAGACCUCUUCUGCUGCCCACCGCUCCCCUCAGCAGUAUACUUCGGUCCUUCUGCCUGUUCUGCUCCCGGCUCUGGCUCUGGUGAAUUCUCUCACCCUCCCCCGCUUCUGACUGUACCCAGUGCUUAUAUAAAUAAAUAAAUCUUUAAAAAAAAAUUUAAAAAGAAAAAGAAAAACAAGGUGAAUGGUCUACCAUUUGUGUUUAGAAAAGUAUAAAUGUACAUGAACAUACUGACUGCCAUAGAUAAUUUUAUAUAAUAAAAUGCCUCAGCUUGGCAUCAAAUGUUAGAAGCGAAUAGGAAUGUUAUUUUUCUAAGUAGGUAGAUAUUAACCCGGAUUAAAAACUUUUUAAGAACUUAAAAAUUAUGGGAAAUAGUGUUAUUCUAUCAGCUCUGGCAUGGUUGCCUAUGAAAAGGAUCUCCAUGUACAAUCCAAUGUGUUAAUCUAUAGGGUAAAUAGUGACCUAAGUACUAGUGUCUUCAGUGACCCCUCCGUAGGGACAAAUGGUGCUAACCUACCUUGGUGCGCACAAUCAGAUUAGGAAAAUCAUAUUACUAAAUGGAUGGACAGUAGCUUUGAUAAAACAGCAAUCUAAUUUUAUCAAGUAUAGGCAUUUUGAGAUUUUUAUCUCCAAUUAUAAAAUGACGUCUCUUGUGAAGAUCUCAAAUUGUGCUAUUUAGAUCAGUAGAUACUUAAAAGUACUAUUAUGUACAAGAUCCUGUGCUAUAGUUUCCAGAGACAUAAUUAGGAACAAAGCUCCCAGCUUAUAGGAAACUGCUUUACAUCUACUGCCUUCCACAAUGAUUAAUCGUUAUGGCUUGCUUGUGUAUGAGGGAGUUUUAUGGGGAAAUAGCAGGGACAUCACUAAUUCAUAGGGAAAGAUCAUAUCUAAAGCUGCUAGAAGCUUUUAGGAGAUAGCUUAAUGUAGAAAAGUUCAUUUUUCUAGACCUGCCUGCUUAUAAUCCUAGUAUGGCAUCAAUAUGGGUCUCAGAGAUGACCAAAUUAAUGCCACCUUUGUCCUCAGGCUGUGUCUGCCUGCUUGCUCCUCUGUCCUGUCACCUAGCUAGAUACUUGUUGCUCUCCUAACAAUGUGGUAUCUUCCUAUAGAAAGUUACUCCAUGACCAAAUGAUUAUCAAGUAUUAGAAACAAAAACAUCACUCCUAGUUCCACUCCUAGAAAAAAACAGCAUUAACAUUUUAAAGUUUUUUUCCCCAAGGGCCACUUUUCUUAUAUUUUGAGUAUAUCUUAUCUAUUUCUUUUUUCUUUCUUUCUUUUUUUUGGUUUACAACACUGAUGAAGAGGUAUAAGGUCAUGAGUAUGUUCUCACCCACCACCAAGGAACCCAUAGUUCAAACUCUUUCUGUUACAGGGCAGGGAGAGGGGCAGCCCAAACCCCGCAAACCUGCCUGUUUUAAAUGGGUUUAGCCAUCCGCUGCAUCAACACAAUUCAUAUGAGACUUUAAUGGGAAGGAACUUUAAUGCAACUAGGAAACAAUGCAGGAAAGGCAAAGAAUCUAGUUUCUAAAUCAAGCAUCCAAAGUUACCCGUCCCCUCGUGGGUAAAAGUCCACCCAAGCAGAAUUGGCCCAGAGCAAGGCCUCGAAGCCUGCCACAGGUCUGAAGCAUCUUCCAGUAGGGACCCACAGAAAAGGGUCAGAAACAACCAGACAAGCCCAGAAGGAAAAGAGCAAAAUCAAAAUCAAUAUAAAAACCGCCAUUGUCACCUCCCCAUGGGUCUCUCACCCACAUCUGUGUCACCCAGUCCAUGACCAAAAAGGAAGCACAGUUUCUCUAGGCCCCAUGUGCCUCCUCCAGGUCUCCUGGAUCUCCAUCCUGCUUUCUUCCUUCCUCAGUCUCCUCUGCAGCUUCUUCUCUCCCUGCUCAGCUCCACCCUCCAUUUGGGUGGGACAGGAAACCUGGAACCUCCCCCUUUCCUGGGGACCUGUUACAUUUUAUUAAAUAUGUUGUAUCUGUGUAACCAUUUUGUUAGCUGUAGUGAUGUGAAAAGCCCAUUUUUGUUAACUUCAAAAUAACUUUAGAAGAGGGCCUCCCUG
Messenger RNA from Talpa occidentalis (Iberian mole), 3110 nucleotides. It is a transcript of the gene TMEM70, whose product is annotated as transmembrane protein 70. Gene Ontology annotation, cellular component: mitochondrial membrane. The coding region runs from base 24 to 767 and encodes 247 amino acids. Gene Ontology annotation, biological process: mitochondrial proton-transporting ATP synthase complex assembly. The transcript has 3 exons. The record is from RefSeq and is a predicted model, not a curated record. NCBI's taxonomy places the organism in Eukaryota, Metazoa, Chordata, Mammalia, Eulipotyphla, Talpidae.